AUGAAUUCGAAGGGCAAAAGGACUUUAGGUACAUGAUAUAAAAAUUAUAUGACAGGUCCAAUUUAAAAAAUUAACAAGCCGUCGAUCGAUUUUGAGUCAGCUCUAAAGGAACAUCGAGCAGUGGAGGAAAGAAUAAAAAUGGAAACUGACAGUCAAGAUCCGAGGUAUUUGGAGUAACAUAUAUAUUUAAGGAAAUUUGUAAUGAACCUCUUGAAUGAUCGUGAUAAUUCAUUAAUAAUGGACAAUUCGCUAACUCAUUCACAAGUGGCUAUAAAAAAGAAAGUAUUAUUGAUAAUUAAUUUAACAGGUGUACAUACGUUCAAGACAGGUUAAGAGUCAAGUGCCAUUCAUGUAAAUGUAGACGAAGAACAACUCUCAAAUUUAAUUUGCAUCUCCUGCUUAGAGUUUGAAGUUUGACUUUGAUUUGAAACCAGAUUUCAAUUCUAAACGAUCGAAUUUUGUUCCCAAGUUUAUAAAUUCAGGAAUCAAUUUUGAUGUCGAAGUAAGAGGAACACUUGGAGAAGAGUUUACAGAGUUUCAGAUGUGUAAUUAAGUAAUUCAAUAAAUUUAGAUGACAAUGACUCAUAACCAGAAGACAUCCCAAAAAAUAAAAACUUUUCUUAUGGAGGCAGAAUGACCAAUAAAAAACUUAAAGAAUAUGAUUGUUGGGAUGAGGAGAGAACUCCAUAAGAAUGGGUAGAAAUAUGUAAAAACAGCAAUCCUCCACAUGCUAAAUGUCCAAUGUUUGAUCAUUCAGACAAGUACAUUUGGACAGAUGUUGAGGUGUUAGGCUUCGAGAAUGGUAAAUUCGAAGUCAAAAUAUUGAGAUCAAGCAAGAUCAAACGAAUAGGCAGAUUGUCAUUAUAAUUUAAUUAAGAAGAUCCUGUCAAAUUUGAACAAAGAGUUGAAUUGUGCAAAUAAAGAUAAAAGAAUGCUGAUGAUGAAUUGAGAUUCCUUAAAUAUGUGGACUCUUUGCCUGAUACAAUGACAUCAAUUUUAUCUCUUGAAAUGCAGAAGAAGAUCGAAGAAUACACUGUUUUUAGAGAUUUGCCAUACAUAAUCAAAGAAGAUCCUAGCAAAAUAGCUCCUGGGUUUCCACAGAUUCAGAAUCUCAAAGAUGAAUUGAAGUAGAUGAUCACAGAUCCAGAAAUCAGAAGGAAACAAAUGCAAAAUCUUGAGUUGCUUAAAAAAGACUUAGUGAAGCAAGUUCAAAAAGAAUACAUCAUGCUCAUGAAGAAAUGUUCAAUUCUUAAGGAUAUGGAAGUCAAUAAGAAUGAUAUCAAGUGGAUUCAAUUAAGAAUCAAGAACAGAUUUGAAUAAACCAAAAGGCCUUAUUAUGGUUUAACUAAAUAGUUCGCAAGUGACACUAAAAUUUUGAGCUUCGAAUCCUUGGGCUAAUAGACAUCAAAGCAAGUGAAGGUUCAAGACAAUUGGGCCUUUGUUGCAGUCAGAUAAAACAUCUCGCAAUUACACUAUUCCAAAUUCACUGUAGUCGUUAACACAUUGAAUGCAUUAACAGCCAGAUCCUAAUUAUAUUAGAAUUUCCCACUCCUUAAUGUAUUGCUUAAUCAUUAAUCGUUACCAAUGGCUUUGUCUAAUUUCGAAAGCUAGCAAAAAUAGCAUAAUAUCUAAGGAAGAUAAACUCUAUAGGUGCAAUGGCGUAGCACUAUUGUUGGAGAUAUUCAAGAUAAAUUAAGAGAGAAAUACCGAUUCUAUUAAACUGAAACCGAAGACUAUUUGGAUAGUGAAUUGUAAAAAUUGCUUAUUCGAAUCGACUAUAUGUUUACCAAUUAUAUUAGAGAGAAUGUAGUUCGACAGACUUGCUAAUCAUGGAUUGAUUUUCUAAAAAAGUUCACUACUCCAAAAGAGGGGGAGUAAUGGAAAAUUAAUGAUUAUCCUCUAUUGAUUUUAAAUCUAGAAGUCAAUCUCAAUUUCAAGAAAAAGAAGAAUGACAAAAAAAAUAAGUAGGACGAUACUCCUUUGAUGAUGAUGGAUGAGGAUCCCAAUAGUGCCAUUUACUUUUCUCCUAAUUUCUCUGCAAUCUAACAGGGCUUGCUAAAGCCAAUAGAGCUUUUAUUGGAAUCUGUGAAUUCGUUUAAUAGACUCGAAAAAGAUUUGGUUCCAUUGGUGGAUAUUGAUUAGAAAAAAGAGGUUAAGGGACGAUUGAGAGCUUACGAGAUUGAAAAUGACAAGGAUCAGAUGUGGAUUAAAUGGGCUAAGGACAAGGUUUAAGAAUAUCUGGAGAUCGGCUAUUAGAAACCUAAUUAAAUGCUAUAAAAAUUCAGAGAAUUUAGUUUCUUAUUAGAAAAGUCUGUUCAAAGUGUUCUCAAAAGUUUAUUUGGAGAUGUAUCGAAAAAACCUAUCAUAACUUCAUUGGAUAAGGAUGAAAUAUAAAAAAAGUUAUCUGAUUUUAUUAAUGCUAAAUUUUAAAUACAAAGAUUGUGUUUGGAUGAAAAGAAUGAAUAAUUUUUUUAGAUUAAAACUAGGAUUGCCAAAGAAAAUUUGAUAUCCAAAGCCAAUGAAUUUAUCACAUCCAUUUUGAAGCAGUGUUCGGAUAUUGUGACUGACAAUAUUAGUCGAUUGAGUUAGGAGUAUAGUGAUAUGAGUGAUAGAAUUACAAAGCAACCUAAAAAUGAGGCUGAAUUAGUUGAAUUGAAAUCUUAUAUAGCAGAACACGAAGUGAAUUUGGCAAAGAAGAAAUAGGAGGUGGAUUGUAUCUAUGAUUAUUUGACCAUGUUUGAAGAUAUGAGUCAUAAUUUUGAAGAUAAAAACCUCUAUGAGUUUUGGAAUUUAUACAGUUUUCCCCCUGAAAUUAAAAAUCACGUGAUUGAAGGUCAAAGAAAGGCUAAUCUAUAAGAAUAAAAGUUUAUGGAAAAUUUGGAUAAUGAAAAGGACAAGUUCCAAGGAGAAUUGAAGGAAUUGACAGAAUUAUUCUUAACUGUCCAGAAGUUUGAUGACUAUUCAAGAGUAAAAGACUUUGCAAACGAUGUCGUAUCACUCAAUGAUCGGUUCUAAAAUGCCUAAAAGAAAGUAGAAUCAUUUAAUGAGAGAGAAAUACUGUUUAAGCAGUAACCAUCAGUUUAUGAGGAUUUAAAUUAAUUGAUUAAGGAUUUCACUAUUUACUUCAAUUUGUGGACUAAUGCUAUUGAAUUUGAGUAUGAUAGAAGCGAUUGGUGUACAGGUUCAUUCUUAAAGCUUAAUUUCACUGAAAUUGAAAACAAAGUGAGAACCAACUAAAGGAAUGCCAAUUUACUUAUUAAGGCUUUCUCUGAUGCACAAGAUGACACAGCCGUAGAAGUGGCACGUAAGUUGAAAGGUCAAAUCGAUGAGUUCAAAGAGAGGUUGUGGUUGAUUGAAUUACUGACCACAGAGGCAAUGAAAACUAAGUUGAAUAUGUGGAAGGAUAUAUGGAAGAUUGUUGGAAUUGUUGAUCAAGAGACAAAUGACGAUUUAUCAUUGGAUGCCUUGGUUUCUCACGGCCUUAUGAAUUUUAGGAGUGAUAUCGAAGAAGUUUCAAGGAGGGCUGAGAAGUAAUGGUAAAUAGAGAAGAAUCUCAAUUCGAUUCAAGAGAAGCUUAAGGAUUAAAAAGUAGAAAUGAUUCCGUACAAAAAGACAGGAACCUUUGUAUUGAAAUCUUUAGAAGAAGUAGUUUAAUGCUUUGAUGAUUAAUUCAACAUUCUAUUGAUGUUGAAGGCACAACCUUAAAUCAAAGCUGUCCUCCAUAAAGCAUAAGCUUUGGAAUAAAAGAUAGUGUUAAUUUAAGAUACUCUUGAUGGUUGGAUAAAGUGCUAAAGAGGGUGGAUGUAUUUGGAACCUAUUUUUACAUCAGAUGACAUCAAGAAGAAAAUGCCAUAGGAAACCUUAAAAUUCUAGAAGGUGGAUAGUCAUUGGAAAUAAGUAAUGGAACAAUUCAGCAAGGAGCCCAAUCUUUGGGACGGAGUAGAAAGUGAUAAGAUGAAGAAUGAAUUCGAUUAGGAUAAUAAGGCUUUGGAUUAGAUUUAGAAAUCUUUAAGUGAGUAUUUGGAAACAAAACGUAACUCCUUCCCAAGAUUUUAUUUCUUAUCAGAUGAGGAGCUCUUAGAAAUCUUGGCAUAAACCAAGGAUCCAGAGACAGUGUAGAAGCAUAUUAAUAAAUGUUUUGAAGCCAUCAACUUAUUGGAAUUUGUAAAUGGAUAGGAAGUUGUGGCAAUGAUUUCAGCAGAAAAAGAAAAAGUGCAGUUUUCAAAAGGAAUCAAUGUUAAUGAAGGUGAAAAGAAAGGUAAUGUGGAAAAGUGGUUGUGUGAAAUCGAGUCUGUUAUGAUAGACACAUUGAAGAAGAUUAUGAAAGCCUCACAUUUGGAUAAUGAUACAAAGAGAGUUGUUUGGGUAAGGAAAUGGCCUGCUUAAAUUGUAUUGGCAGUAAAUAUGAUCAGAUGGACCAGAGGUAGUGAGUUGGCCAUAAAUGAUAAAGAAAAUUAAUAAGGAGGAUUGGCAGGAUUUUUAUAACAAUUGAUUAAUGAACUUAGAGACAUUGUAGAUUUGGUAAGAUAAGACUUGUCUCCUUUAGAGAGAUUAACUCUGGGUGCACUUGUCGUGUUAGAUGUACAUGCAAGAGAUGUUAUUAGAUAAUUAGUAAAAAUUGGUUGCAAUGAUAUUAAUAAUUUCUAAUGGAUGGCAUAAUUGAGAUACUAUUGGACUGAAUAAAUAAUGAAAUGCAAUGUCAAGAUGAUCAAUGCUGAUUUACUCUAUGGAUAUGAAUAUUUGGGUAAUAGUAUGAGAUUGGUUAUUACACCUUUAACUGAUAGAUGUUAUCGUACUUUGAUGGGAGCAUUCCACUUACAGUAUGGAGGUGCACCAGAAGGUCCAGCAGGAACAGGAAAAACAGAAACUGUUAAGGAUCUAGCCAAAGCAUUGGCAGUACAAUGUGUUGUGUUUAAUUGUUCUGAUGGUUUGAACUAUUUAGCUAUGAGUAAAUUCUUUAAAGGACUGGCAAGUUCAGGAGCUUGGUGUUGUUUUGAUGAGUUCAAUCGUAUAGAUUUAGAAGUGCUCUCAGUUAUUGCUUAAUAAGUGCUCACCAUUUAGGAUGCUAUCAGACAGAAGAGACCAGAGUUUGAAUUUGAAGGUACUUUAAUUAAAUUGAUUCUUUCAUGUGCCAUUAAUAUCACAAUGAAUCCAGGAUAUGCAGGUAGAUCUGAUUUACCCGAUAACUUAAAGGCUCUAUUUAGACCAUGCGCUAUGAUGGUUCCAGAUUAUGCAUUGAUUUCAGAAAUCUAUUUAGCAUCUGUGGGCUUUUAAGAUGCCAAUAAUUUGGCACGUAAAAUUGUGGCCUCAUUAAGAUUGUCAUCUGAACAAUUGUCAUCUUAGGACCAUUAUGAUUUUGGUAUGAGAGCCUUAAAGGCUAUUUUGACUGCGGCAGGUAAUCUCAAAAGAGUUAUGAAUGACAUUGAAGAUAUCAUUUGUUUAAGAGCACUUAUGGAUGUCAAUAUUCCAAAAUUCACAAUAAACGAUGUGCCCUUAUUCAAUUCAAUUACAUCGGAUCUAUUUCCAGGAAUCAAGUUGCCUGAGUAAGAUUAUGGAGCAUUGGAGACUGCUCUCAAAAAUACGGCAUAAGAGAUCAACAUUCAAGCAGAGAAAGGAUUCAUUGAAAAGUGUAUUCAAUUAUUCGAUACCAUAAAUGUUAGACAUGGUUUGAUGAUUGUAGGAUAAGCAUUUGCAGGUAAAUCCAAAGUAUUGGAAUGUUUGGCCAAAGCCAUGUCAUCAUUAAAUAAGGUGUAAUCUUUUGUGAAUGUUGCUGUGCUCAAACUUAAUCCGAAAUCAAUUACAUCAGAUCAAUUGUAUGGUAAAUUGGAUCCAGAUACUAAGUCAUGGACCGAUGGAGUCAUUGCUAUUAUUAUGAGAUAGUGUGCGUAAGAUGCAGAAGUCGAAGAAAGGAAGUGGGUAGUAUUUGAUGGACCCGUUGAUGCAGUUUGGAUUGAAAAUAUGAAUACAGUAUUGGAUGAUAAUAAGAAAUUAUGUUUGACAUCAGGUGAAAUCAUUAAGAUGACAAAUUGGAUGACCAUGAUGUUUGAAGUUGAGGAUCUCGCUGUUGCAUCACCUGCCACUGUUAGUAGAUGUGGUAUGGUCUUUUUAGAAACACAACAAAUUGGAUGGUAUGCCUUGGUGAAAUCAUAUAUAUAAACAAUCCCUGAAAAGUUCAUAGAACAUCAUUAUUUGGAUGAUCUAUUAAGAGUCAUUAUUGAUGCCAGUUAGGAAUGGUUGAGGAAGAAUGGCAAAUUCCCAAUUUACAGGAGUGAAAUGACACUGGUGAAGAACAUGUUACUGAUACUCCAAACUUACCUACAGGAAUGGACAGACAUGGAUGAGAAGGCAUAAUAGAAAUAAAUUAAUCAUAAUGAAAUCAAGGAUGUAGUCUCUAAGGCUGUUCUGUUUUCUUGUGUUUGGAGUUUCGGUGCAGCCAUCGAUGAAGUGUGUAGAAAACAAUAUAAUCUAUUCUUGAUUAAGUUGAUAUCUGCAGAAGAUGUCCAAGAGACCUUCAACUUAUAACUGUAAUAUAAGUUUACACCUGUCACUAUCAAUGCUAAAUUACCAGAUAAAGCUAACCUAUUCGAUAUGGUGUAUGACAGAAAUAAAAACAAUUUCAUCAGUUGGACCUAAACACAACCUCCAUUUGUGAUUCCCAAAGGAUGCGAUUAUCAUGAUUUGCUAAUCCCCACAAGUGAUUCAAUUAGAAACAAUUACUUUUUGCAUUUAUGUGUUAGAAAUAAGAUACAUUUAUUGGUAUCUGGACCAACUGGUACUGGUAAGACCUCGAAUAUUGUUAGUGAAAUCAAUAAAAACUAUUUUAAUACUGAAUAUACAAAUUUGAUAACUGCUUUUUCAGGUUAAACUUUGGUCAAUUAAGUCUAAAAAACAAUAGAAGCAAAGGUUAAUUCGAGGAGAAGAAAGGGAUAUUUCGGACCUGAAGAAGGCAAAAAGUACAUUGUUAUUUUUAUUGAUGAUUUGAAUAUGCCAGCCAAAGAAAAGUAUGGUGCCUAACCUCCAAUAGAAUUAUUAAGGUAGUGGAUGGAUACUUAAGGUUGGUAUGAUUUAGAAACUAAGGAACCUAAGUUCCUUUAAGGAAUUACCUUUAUUGCUAGUAUGUUACCACCAACAGGAGGAAGAAAUGUAGUGAGUAUGAGAUAUUUAAGACACUAUGUUCUCUUGUAUGUGGAACCUUUCGAAGGAGAUUCAUUGUAAAGAAUAUUUUAAAAUGUGUUGGAAUGGUAUUAUGCAAGACAGACGAAUCCAUUCAUGAAAUCAAUUACAAAUCUGAGAGAUUAAACAGUGAAUGCCACUCUUGAUAUUUAUCAAUUAAUCCAAACUUGUAAGGAACUUUUACCAACUCCAGCCAAAUCACAUUACAUAUACAAUCUUAGAGAUAUCAGCAAGGUGUUCUAAGGAAUUUCUAAAGGAAUUAUCAAAUCUUUCAGAGAUGAAAAUGAUUUCAUUAAAUUAUGGGCACAUGAGUGUCAACGCGUGUUUUAGGAUAGAUUGAUUAAUGAGGAUGACUAAGGAACCUUUGACAAGAUUCUAAAGGAAACAAUUCUGAAACAUUUCAAACGAGAUUGGAAACAAUUAGUGUAAAUAGAACCACUCCUAUGGGCUUCCUUUGUUCCCACUCUCUAUCCUGAUGACGACAGAACCAAGAGACCCAUGACUGAUAUCUACUGUGAAUUAACUGAUCGAGAGACACUUAAGAAAGUAUGUCAAGAACAAUUAAAUGAAUACAACUCACAAUACACAAGUAAUAGAAUGGAGUUAGUGUUAUUUAUGAAUGCAAUCCAGCAUGUGCUUAAGAUAGUGCGUGUGGUUAAUACAACAUUCGGUCAUGCUUUGUUGGUUGGUGUAGGUGGUUCUGGAAGGAAGAGUUUGGCCUAAUUGGCUUCUUUCAUUGCAUUCUAAAAUGAAACAUUGCAAGUGGACUCAAGAAAUUGGAUAGAAGAAUUGCAGAAGGUGAUGAAGAUGGGAGGAAUAGAUCAAAAGGAAUUUGUGUUCAUGUAUUCUGAUACUUAGAUCAUUAAGGAAUCGAUGGUUGAGGACAUUUGCAAUAUCUUGAACAAUGGUGAGGUGCCUAAUUUAUUCCCUCCUGAGGAGAAAAGUAAAAUCAUCGAAGAAAUGAGUAGUUACACAACUGGAACUCCGAACGAGAAAUACGGUUAUUUUGUAAAGCAGUGCAAGAAGAAUUUGCAUCUUGUGAUUUGCAUGUCGCCUGUAGGAGAAGCAUUCAGAAGGAGAUUGCGUACUUUUCCUGCUUUGGUUAAUUGCACAACAAUCGAUUGGUUUUUGCCAUGGCCAGAAGAAGCCCUCAGAUCAACAGCUGAUGCAGUGUUUACAAGGGACAUGAACAUCACUGACACUAAAUUGAGAUUGGGAUUAGUGGACAUAGCGGUUGAUAUGCAGAUUAGAGUGUCUGAUCUAACCAAAAGAUAUUACAAUGAACUAAGAAGAUACUAUUAUGUGACCCCAACUUCAUAUUUGGAAUUGCUCAACACAUUCAAGAGACUGAAGUCAGAUAGAGAUCAAAAUAUGUCCAAGAUGAUAUCUCGAUAUGAGGCAGGUGUAGAUAAGAUUAUCAUCACAGAAAGUGAAGUAAGCAAAAUGUAGAAGGAAUUGGAAGAUUUGCAACCCAAAUUGGAGUAGGCUACUAAGGACAACAGUAUAAUGUUGAUUAAUUUGUAAAAGAAAUAGAAGGAAGCUGAUGCAAGGAAGUAGGUUUGUCAGUAGGAAGAAAAGGAUUGUAAUGUACAAAGAGAUGCAGCCAACGCUUUAAGAAAUGAUUGUUAAAAUGAUCUCGACAAAGUAUUGCCCAUCUUGGCUCAAGCUGCUGAAGCAUUGGAAAAGAUUGAUAAGAAUGAUAUGGUUUAAUUGAAAUCAUUCCCUAAGCCUCCUCCUUCUGCUGCCAUUGUCAUGGAAGGAUUGUGUUACAUCUUUUAGGAAGAUUAAAAUGUGCCCUGGAAACCAAAAGAACCUGGGUCAAUGGAAAAAGUCUAAGAUUUUUGGGAGUAUUCCAAAAAGAAUCUUUUGAAUGAUAAGUUGAUUAAAAGAAUUAAGGACUUCAGAGAUGACUCAAUCAGAUAAAUUCCACAAGUGAAAAUCAAUAAGUUAAAAGCAUUCUCAUAAAACCCGUUGUUCUAGAAGGAUAAGGUGUUUAAUGCAUCUGUUGCUGCAGGUAAUCUCAGUUUGUGGGUUCGAGCUGUUGUAGAGACCUAUGAUGCUUUGUUAGUGGUGGAUCCAAAGAGACAGCAAUUAUUGGAGGCAGAGUCAAAAUUAAAGGAAGCAGAAGAAACUCUUAGAGUGAAGUAGGAAGCAUUACAGGAAGUGCUUGACAUGUUGGCUAAAUUGGAGGCCGACUAUAAUAAGGCGAAAUAGGAGAAGGAGGACUUGGAGGCUAAGGUCAAUAAGUGCAAAAUCUAAUUGAGUAGGGCUGAGAAAUUAAUUACUGAAUUAGGAGGUGAGAAGGAGAGUUGGAAGAAGAAGGCUGCUGAUUAUAGAGUUGAUUCUAAGACAAUCGUCGGUGAUUGUAUAUUGUCAUCAGGAAUUGUGGCCUAUUUGGGAGCAUUUCCCAUUGCAUAUAGAGAUGACACUAUAAAAAUAUGGUAGACUUUAUUGGAGAAAUUAACUAUUGAAUUCGACCCUGAGUUUUCAUUGCAGAAGAUAUUGUGUGAUCCGAUAACUAUGGGACAAUGGACAAAUGUUUAGAAAUUGCCAAAUGAUUCGUUUUCUAUUGACAAUGCCAUCAUUCUUAAGAAUUCCACUAGAUGGCCUUUGAUGAUUGAUCCUCAAACCUAAGCUAAUACUUGGGUUAAGCAUAUGGAAGCCUAGCAAUUAGUAAUUGUGAGACCUACUCAAUCUUAAAAUGUGUUAUCGAAGACUUUGGAAAGUGCCAUAUAAUUUGGGUAGAGUGUGUUGUUAGAAAAUGUAGGUGAAACCAUUGAUGCUAUUUUCGAAUCUAUUCUCUAACAAAAGAUCAUCAAACAAGGUUCAGCUUACAAAUUGAAAUUCGGAGACAAGAUGAUUGACUACUCCAGAGAGUUCAAGUUUUACAUGACCACUAAAUUGGCCAGACCUCAUUAUCCACCUGAAAUUUGUGUUAAGGUUACUAUGUUGAAUUUCCAAGUCACUUAGGAGGGUUUGGAAGAUCAGAUGUUAAAUAUUGUUGUUAAGAUCGAGGAACCUGCUAAGGAUGAGCAAAGACAAAGGAAUAUUAAGGAGUUCUUUGAAAAUAAGAAUAAGUAAAAGAUGACGGAAGAUAACAUUUUGCAAUUGUUGCAAGAAUCAAAAGGAAAUCUUUUGGAUGAUGAAGUAUUGAUUGACACUCUGCAGAGGUCGAAGGCAGAAUCAAUCACCAUUUAGGAUAAAUUGAAGAAACAGGAGUAGGAUAGGGAGCAAUUUAAUUAAAUUCGUAAUUUCUACAAAGAAGUGGCCAAGAGAGUUGCUAAUUUGUAUUUUGUAGUUUUGGAUCUCUCCUUGAUUGAACCCACUUAUCAAUGGUCUUUGGAGUUCUACAUCAUCUUAUUUGAGAGAGCCAUUAGAGAAUCAAUUCAAGGGAAGGAGAACAGAAGCAAAAACAUCAUAGAUAAAUUUUAGAUAUCCUUGUAUGAGAGUAUCUGCAGAUCUCUAUUGGAGAAGGAUAAGCUGAUAUAUUCAUUUUUGAUGACAAUGAAAGUGAUGCAAAGUGAGGGUAAGAUUACUCCACAAGAAAUUCGGUUCACCAUGGUUGGUGGUACAUAUACAGAUCCAACAUACCCGUAACCAUAACCAGAAUGGAUAUCCAAAAAGAUGUGGUGUCUGGUAACGGAAGCAGCUGACACUCUGCCAUUCUUCAAAGGAUUCCCUGAAUCAUUCUCAAAACACUUAGCUGAUUGGCAAGAAAUCUAUGAUAGCAGUGAACCCUAAACUCAGCAAUUGCCAGAACCUUGGAAUUCAUAAUUAUCAGCCUUCCAAAAGUUGAUUGUCUUGCGUAUCAUAAGACCUGAUAAAUUUGCAAAUGCCACUUAGAAUCUGAUCAUAACAGAAAUGGGCAAAUAAUUUAUGGAUCCUCCCCCCUUCAAUCUAGAAUAUGCCUACAAGGAUGCAGAUGCCUACACUCCUCUUAUAUUUAUAUUGUCUCCAGGUGCUGAUCCUCGUUUGGAAAUAUCAACACUAGCUGAUCGUCUAGGAUUUAGAUAGAAUUUCAUCACUCUCUCCUUGGGAUAAGGUUAAGGAGAAAUCGCCACUAAUGCCAUCAAGGGAGCAGUCAAGGAUGGCAAAUGGGUUUUAUUGUAAAAUUGCCAUCUUGCACCAUCGUUUAUGCCUGAGUUAGAAAGAAUUCACGAAUAAGAAAUAUGUGCAAAACCAGUUCAAGAGGUUAAUACAGACUUUAGAAUUUGGUUGACUUCGAUGCCCUCAAAUGUAUUCCCAGUUACACUAUUAAUGAGAGGUAUCAAGAUGACAUACGAACCACCCAGAGGCUUAAAAAACAAUAUGUUGAGAAACUUCUCUUCAAUUGAUGCCAAGAGUUUUGAAUAAUGUAAGAAGCCAGUCGAAUGGAAAAAGCUGUUUUUCGGUCUGAAUUUCUUCCAUGCUGUGUGUCUAGAACGUCGUAAGUAUGGACCUCUGGGAUGGAACAUUCCUUACGAAUUUACAUCAGCAGAUCUAGCCAUCUCAGUGUCUCAAUUGAAAAAUUUCCUUGACACUUUCGAGGAUAUUCCUUGGGAGGCUCUUAAUUACAUGGUUGCUGAGGCUAAUUACGGAGGCAGAGUCACAGAUCCAAAAGAUAGAAGAUUAAUUGGUAUUCUGCUUAAAUAAUUUUACACAACCGAUGUGUUGUAGAUUGACAAACACAAAUUAAGUCCAAGUGGCAUUUAUUAUGUUCCUCCGAAUGGAGUAUUAGAAGAUUACAAAGAAUAUAUCAGAAAUCUUCCUUUGAAUGAUUAGACUGAAGUAUUUGGACUACAUGAUAAUGCAGAGAUAUCAUCAGCCAUUAUUGAAACUAAUUUCAUCACUUCAACUAUAUUGUCAUUGCUACCUAGAUCAACAGGAGGUGCUGGUGUGUCUGCUGAAGACUUAAUCAAAGAGAAAUGCAAAUAGAUCCUAUCUAAAUUGCCCAAGUAAUUCAACGUUGAGGAUGCUGCUCGUAAACACCCUGUUUAAUACAAUCAGAGUAUGAAUACAGUCUUGCAAUAAGAGUUGAUUAGAUUCAAUAAACUAUUAUAGGCUGUCACAUCUUCUCUCAUUGAUUUAGGUAAGGCAAUCGAUGGUUUGGUCGUAAUGAGUGCGGAUCUGGAACAAGUGUUCAAUAAGGUGUUUGAUAAUCAAGUCCCAGACGUGUGGCAUAAAGUGGCUUACCCCUCUCUUAAACCACUAGGAUCAUGGAUCAAUGACUUUAUUGAUAGAUUGCAUUUCAUGCAGUUGUGGAUCGACAAUGGAGCUCCACCAACCUUCUGGGUAUCUGGAUUCUUCUUCACUUAAUCAUUCUUGACUGGAACACUUCAGAACUUUGCUCGAAAAGUAAGGAAUUAAUUAAUAAUUUAGUACCAAAUCCCAAUUGAUACGCUCUCCUUUGAAUUCAUAGUGAUUCCUCCUUCAUCUCAAGAAUACGAUCUUACAAAACCUCCUGAUGACGGAUGUUACAUUUACGGUCUGUUCCUCGAUGGUGCUCGAUGGGAUGAAGAAAAUAGAUGUCUCAACGAAAGCUUACCAAAAAUACUCUAGUACAAGGUGCCCUACUUAUGGCUAUUACCAAGUGAAGAGAAGAAGGACUGGGAUGCUGAUAUAUCUGUAGGAAUAUUGAUCUAAAUCUUAGGUUUAUGAGUGUCCAGUCUACAAGACAUCAAGAAGAGCCGGUACUCUAUCAACAACAGGUCACUCCACCAACUUUGUCAUUUCUAUCUAUUUACCCAUUUCACCAGAUCAUCACCCAUAUCAUUGGGUCAAGAGAGGAGUGGCCAUGCUAUGUUAAACUGAUGAUUGAUUCAAAUUUUAUAGUGUUACGGAU
Molecule: messenger RNA, 12994 nt
Organism: Paramecium octaurelia
Lineage: Eukaryota; Ciliophora; Oligohymenophorea; Peniculida; Parameciidae
Source: the annotation of a GenBank genome assembly